AUGGCGGGCAUCUUCGUAAACCCGAACUCAACCCGCCACCAUUUGUUCGGAGAAAAUCAAGAAAUGACAAUGUUCGAUUUAAACGCGAGCCUCAACGAGGACGAGUUCAUGUCCGACUCCCCAAACGCCGCCGGGGGCAGUGACGUAAUUUCUCCGCUCAACGGCGGCCAGCCGAAGCUCUGCUCCCGCGGCCACUGGCGGCCGGCCGAGGACUCCAAGCUCCGGGAACUCGUCGCCCUUUAUGGACCCCAAAAUUGGAACCUCAUCGCCGAGAAAUUACAAGGCAGAUCAGGUGCAAUUUCGUAA
Messenger RNA from Striga asiatica, 306 nucleotides. The record is from the annotation of a GenBank genome assembly. NCBI's taxonomy places the organism in Eukaryota, Viridiplantae, Streptophyta, Magnoliopsida, Lamiales, Orobanchaceae.